This is a messenger RNA of Gossypium raimondii (Peruvian cotton), 1462 nucleotides long. RefSeq lists its product as hypothetical. The record is from RefSeq and is a predicted model, not a curated record. The transcript is spliced from 8 exons. Lineage: Eukaryota; Viridiplantae; Streptophyta; Magnoliopsida; Malvales; Malvaceae. Bases 278 to 1156 code for a protein of 292 amino acids.
AUUUGAGAUGAUGAGUUUCUUUUCUUCACCGUCGGUUUAGCCUUUCGGAGGUUUAUCAGAAAUGGACGGUUCUCACCUUUUCAUCACUUUUUCUUCGUUUUGUUCUUAUCUAGAGGCGUUGACUUGAAGUCGUCGUUUGUUUUUUUUGAAUCUUUGUUCCAUUCCCUAAGCAAGUUUUUUGAAAGAUUCAAUCAAUUGUUUGGAAUGGAAAGUAGUGUGUAGUACAAAUUUCGGGUAAUCAAGUAGAGAGGCAGCUUUAUUCUUGUAAUCUAGUUUGAUGGUGAAAAGAAAGCAGCAGCCUCCUCCAGAAAUGGAGGGUACUGGUGGCGCUGAAGCGGCGGUGGAGGCUGAGACCGGAAUCCAACCCAAACGAGGGUGUACCAAAUCUCUGAAAACGCGAGCUCAGAUGGAUAAACAUAACGAGAGCUGUAAACGAUAUCGACUGAAAAUUAAAAUGAGGCGUGAGGAGAAGGAACAAGAGAUCCCAAAGUUGAAGGAUGAACACCAGAAGACGAAAAUGGAGCUAGAGGAAUACAAGUCUAAAAUUGGGGUUAUGGGAAAUGAGAUCCAACAACUUAAGAGAAAGCUUGAGGCACAGGGGCAAAUGCUUACUUCUUUGGAAAAGGUGGUAGAAUGGUUUGCGUUGCAGACCAAUGUGCAAGUCGGUCAAGUUUUAGCAACUAUGGGAGCUGUUUUACGAAGUGUUAAUGAAUUAGUGAGUUCGGGAGAGACAGGGGCGACAUACUUUCAACCUUCCAUGGCUGGUUUUCUUCAGCAAACAUGCUUUGACCAGGACUACAACAUUAUGGCCCCUGCUGCUGCUGCUGGUUUUGCAAAUCAUAACUUGAGCUUUGUGUUUGAUGCCCCUAAUAGUCUGGGUAAUAAAACAGGAGACUGGACUGAUUCUGCUACUGCAAAUUAUAACCUGCCUGAGUAUGGUGCUACGAACAAUCAUGAUAACAUUUUCAACAAUGUCGUUGGUGCUGGACUUCUUCCUACUGGUUCCUCCUUGGAGGCAAAUCCUGAAGCGUCCUUCAUGUUUGAUGCUGCAAAUAAUCAUGAGAAUGAUGGUGAUCUUUUACCGCAUGGCCACGCUACAGGAUUUCAACUUUGUGAAAAUCCAUCUUCAGAGGCAGUUUGGAAAUCCUCUCCAUAAAACUCCACAGCUCAAGCAGAGCAUUACUUGGCCAUUUAUGUCGUCUUAUUUUUAUCAUAUUAUCGUGAUUGUGCUUCCCCCAAUGUUUCGAUUGUUGCUGCAAGUUUUUAUGAUGAACAUGUGUAUUGAUUUAUCUAAAGUUUGAAUAUGCAUGGUACUAUCAAAACAUCUUUGUCUUUGUUGACCUAAACCAGCUGCUAAACUGUAAGAAACAUAUUAUGAUCAUAAGUGAUAGCGAAAGUAGAUAUUGAUGUAAUAAUUGCGUAAACCGCAAUGAAAAUAGGGGAAAAUAAAUUGUUUACUUAA